Messenger RNA from Perkinsus marinus ATCC 50983, 1458 nucleotides. RefSeq lists its product as hypothetical. The annotation marks the transcript as partial. Gene Ontology annotation, biological process: microtubule-based movement. The transcript has 5 exons. The record is from RefSeq and is a predicted model, not a curated record. Gene Ontology annotation, molecular function: minus-end-directed microtubule motor activity; dynein light intermediate chain binding; dynein intermediate chain binding. Lineage: Eukaryota; Perkinsozoa; Perkinsida; Perkinsidae. Gene Ontology annotation, cellular component: dynein complex.
AUGUCGCAGCCUCGCGUUAAAUGGAUGGCCACCUGUGCCUCCUGGACCUGGGGCCUCGGCGAUGAGGGAGUCGCCUCGGUCCUAGAGGAGCUCGAGCAGCCCUCUAAUAAGAGAGAGCUUAUGGACUUCCUAGAGGGCAAUACUAAAACUUUCCUCCGAUCUGGCCUCGAUCCUGGUAAGUCCGUUAAACUCGAAGUUGCUUGUGGAGAAGACCUUCUUGUUGGCGAGACGUCAGCUAAUCCUCUAGAAAGCUUAGAUGCUACCCUCAGUGGACUACUAAUACCACUUAUCGACAAUACCAUGGUCGAGAAAGAGGCCUGGGGGCAAUGUAACGAAGAACAAAAGUCUGAGUUCACGGCUAGUAUCCGUAAGAUUUCCACCGGACUGGGGCAUGCUCUGAAGUCCAUGAGGGGUGGUAUCGAGCUACGUGGGAUUGAAAAAGUCGACGGCCUGCUUGGUGAAAAACUGCUGCAAUAUGCGGCCGUUGCAAACUAUAUAAGUAUAGUGGAAGAGAACCCAGAUGUUACUCUCGAAUUUGAGAGUCUCGUGGAGGUCUGGUCCCGCCAGGUCGAACAGUACCUUGAGAACUCGCUCGACUACGCUAGUGCCAAUAAGAUCUAUGGCCACGAGCCUGGGCCUAAGACUGAGAUCGAUUUCUGGAUGCGUAGAAUGCAGAAAAUUACCGCGGUCACCGAGCAGUUGAAGUCCAAAAGUUGUCGAGCCGUUUUCGGUACGCUGCACGCCGUUACGCGUGUGGGUCAGGAUGUUGCUCCAAAGUCUCGGCAAGUGGUGUUCAACACUCUUCGACGAUGGAAUCGGGUGGAAUUCUUGAUUACAGAGGCCUUCAACGAGGCUCAAGACAAUGUUAAGUACCUGAACACUCUGGAGAAGUUUAUGGAACCACUUUACACUGGUACUCCUGACAUGAUCUCGGACUCUCUACCAGCAUUGCUUAACGCUAUCAAGAUGGUAUAUACCAUUGCCCGAUACUACAACACGACUGAAAGAUUGACUAAUUUGUUCACCAAGAUGACCAACCAGAUGAUCAUCAACUGCAAGGCCUAUUUAUUGGGCGAUGAGCAUCCGGACAAGCUGUGGGAGACGAAGCCUGUAGUAUUGAUAAAGAAGCUCCGGGCUUGUCUCAAUCUCAACGAGGUAUACCAAGAACAGUACCAUUUCAAUAGGAAGAAGCUCCUAGCGCUACCGAAGGGAAAGCAGUUUGACUUCUCGGAGACUCAGAUUUUCGGAAGGUUUGACCUGUUCUGCCGCCGCGUGCUCAAGCUAGUGGAUAUGUUCUCGACCGUCCAUCAAUUCGAGUCACUGGCCGCGUGUCGGUUUGACGGUAUGGAACAACUAGUGGUCAGCUCCCGCACCAUUAUGGAGGAGUUCCGGAACAAACGACAUGACCUUCUAGAUUUCCACAACAACCGGUUCGAUCGCGAUUAUGUCGAAUUCAAC